Molecule: messenger RNA, 429 nt
Organism: Chaetura pelagica (chimney swift)
Lineage: Eukaryota; Metazoa; Chordata; Aves; Apodiformes; Apodidae
Gene: PFDN1
Product: prefoldin subunit 1
Exons: 4
Coding region: 1-429 (142 amino acids)
Biological process (GO): protein folding
Cellular component (GO): prefoldin complex; cytoplasm
Molecular function (GO): protein folding chaperone
Source: RefSeq, a predicted model, not a curated record
AUGGGGCUGGUGGACAUCUGGGGAUUCUGCUUGUUCAUGCUGGCUGGGAUGCUACAUGGAUCCUGUGCCAGAGCCACGCAGGAGCUGAAGGCAGCCUUCACCGAGCUGCAGGCCAAGGUGAUAGACACCCAGCAGAAGGUGAAGCUGGCCGACAUCCAGAUCGAGCAGCUCAGCAAGACGAAGAAGCACGCCCACCUUACCGACACCGAGGUCAUGACGCUGGUGGACGAGACCCGCAUGUACGAGGGUGUGGGGAGGAUGUUUAUUCUUCAGUCUAAAGGAGUGAUUCAUAAUCAGCUUUUAGAAAAACAGAGAAUAGCUGAAGAGAAAAUCAGGGAACUAGAGCAGAAGAAGUCCUACCUGGAACGGAGUGUGAAGGAAGCAGAAGAUAACAUCAGGGAAAUGCUGAUGGCCCGAAGGGCACAGUAG